This is a messenger RNA of Mesocestoides corti, 1950 nucleotides long. NCBI's taxonomy places the organism in Eukaryota, Metazoa, Platyhelminthes, Cestoda, Cyclophyllidea, Mesocestoididae. The record is from the annotation of a GenBank genome assembly.
AUGCGAGACAGGGUUUUUGCGCGACAAGGCGCAAUUAGACAAAAGAAUGUAGUAAUAGUGAAGGAUCACUUAUUUAUAUCUCGGUAUUUUAAGCAGCCAACGUGGUGUGGACACUGCAAAGACUUUAUUUGGGGAGUUUUGGGAAAACAGGGCUACCAAUGCAAUGUUUGCCUAUUUACAAUGCACAAAAGAUGUGCUGAGUUUGUGACGUUUGGUUGUCCGGGCCUUGAUAAGGGUCCGGAUUCUGAUUUUAAAAAUUAUCACAAGUUUCUACUGCACACAUAUGGGAGCCCAACCGUCUGUGAUCAUUGUGGCUCACUUUUACACGGUCUCGUACAUCAGGGAAUGAAGUGUGAAAAGUGUGAUAUGAAUGUUCACACAAAAUGCAAGGCGAUGGUCCCAGGGCUGUGUGGUGUUGACCACACUGAACGUCGAGGUCGUAUUCAAUUACAAGUGCAUCACAAAGGUGGUUAUCUUGACGUUAAGAUUUUGGGUGCCAAGAAUCUCACUCCGAUGGAUCCGAAUGGUCUCGCAGAUCCUUACGUGAAAAUCAAACUUAGUCCUGCCGAUGACAACCAGCGCGUUAAAUUGAAGACGAAAAUAAUUCGCUCUACGCUCAAUCCUUCGUGGAACGAGGAGUUUCAAAUUGCCCUUGAGCCGGAGGACAUGGGCAAGCGUUUGUCAGUGGAAGUGUGGGACUGGGAUCGGACCUCGCGAAACGACUUCAUGGGAUCCCUUUCCUUUGGUGUGGGCGAGUUAAAGAAGGCCCCUACAAGUGGAUGGUUUAAACUGCUCUCUGCCGAGGAGGGCGAAUUUUACGCCUGCCCGUGCAUCGAUGAAGCCAGUGAAGCCCUAAUCGAGUUAAAAAAUAAAUCUAUGGAGAGUCCCAGUAACAAAUCCUGCACUACUAAAAUUUCGCCAAGUCUUCACAAGCAAGAUAUCCCGCGGGCUUCCGAUUUCAAUUUGCGAGUUGUCCUUGGAAAGGGCAGCUUCGGAAAAGUUGUCCUGGCAGAGAGAAAGGGCACAGAUGAUGUCUUUGCAAUGAAAAUUCUUAAAAAGGACGUCAUUCUCCAGGACGAUGACGUUGAGUGUGUGAUGGUGGAGAAAAGAGUUCUUGCUCUACAAGAGAAACCCCAUUUCCUCGUCAAACUUCACUCCUGUUUCCAAACUAUGGAUCGGCUGUACUUUGUGAUGGAAUACGCGAAUGGCGGGGAUCUUAUGUACCGCAUACAACAAGAUGGACGAUUUAAGGAGCCUGUUGCUGUAUUUUACGGUGCCGAGAUCGCAACUGGGUUGUUCUAUCUGCAUGCUAAUGGAAUCAUUUACAGGGACCUUAAGUUGGACAACGUUCUCCUCGAUUCCGAUGGUCAUGUGAAAAUAGCCGACUUCGGGAUGUGCAAGGACGGUAUCAUUGGUGAUGAAUUAACAUCGACCUUUUGUGGGACCCCCGAUUACAUUGCACCAGAAAUCAUAAGUCAUAAACCCUACGGAAAAGCUGUGGACUGGUGGGCAUUUGGCGUCCUUCUUUAUGAAUUCCUGGCAGGUCAACCUCCUUUUGAUGGAGAUGACGAAGAGGAGCUCUUCCGAAAUAUCGCCAUUGGAGAAGUUUCCUACCCAAGAUCCAUUUCUCGCGAAGCUUGCCUCAUCUGCAAAGCUUUUCUGACGCAGGAUCCAAAACACCGAUUAGGUAGCGGACCGAACGGUGAACAGAAUAUAUGCGAACACCCUUUCUUCCGACACAUAGAUUGGCGAAAAAUUGAAAACAGGGAGGUCCAACCACCUUUUAAACCAAAAGUUAGCAGUCAUCGAGACAUAUCUAACUUCGACGCGGAAUUCACCAAGGAGCAACCGCGGUUGACACCAACGGAUAAACUCUUCAUUAUGAACCUCGAUCAGACUGAAUUCUCCGGCUUUUCUUUUGUCAACCCCGAAUUCGUUGUCGAAGUCUAA